Molecule: messenger RNA, 2208 nt
Organism: Grus americana (Whooping crane)
Lineage: Eukaryota; Metazoa; Chordata; Aves; Gruiformes; Gruidae
Gene: TARS2
Product: threonyl-tRNA synthetase 2, mitochondrial
Exons: 18
Coding region: 27-2126 (699 amino acids)
Biological process (GO): threonyl-tRNA aminoacylation
Cellular component (GO): cytoplasm
Molecular function (GO): threonine-tRNA ligase activity; ATP binding
Source: RefSeq, a predicted model, not a curated record
CGGCGGAAGGGGCGGAGCCUCGCGCCAUGCCGUGCGCCCGCGCCGGGGGGCGGCUGCUCUUCGCGGGAGCCUCGCGCCGACACCGGGUCUCCGGCCCGGCUCUCCCGCCCCCGUCCCUCUCCGAGCGGCUCCGGCUCUUCCAGCAGCUGCGGGCGGCGCAGGAGCAGCGCGAUGGACCCGGCCGCCUCCCCCCGGGGACCCCCAUCCGCAUCGCCCUGCCCGGGGGGGGCCGCCUGGCCGGCCGGGCCCUACAGACCACCCCCUUCCAGGUGGCCGCGCAGCUGGGCGGGGGCCUGGCGGAGGCGGCGCUGGUGGCCCGGGUGAACGGGACCCUCCAGGACCUCGACCGGCCCCUGGAGAGCGACGCCGACCUGGAGCUCCUCGACUUCUCCACGCCGGAGGGACGGGCGGCUUUCUGGCGAUCCGGCGCCUGCGUCCUGGGCGCGGUGGCGGAGCGGUUUUACGGGGCGACGCUGUGCAGCGCGCGGGCCACGGAGGACGGCUUCUUCUGCGACGUCCACAUGGGCGACAGGACGGUGCAGCGCGACGAGCUGCCGGCGCUGGAGGACGCUUGCGUGGCUUUCGCCCGCGCCGGGCAUCGCUUCGAGCGCCUGGAGGCCACCCGGCAGCAGCUGGCCGAGCUCUUCGGGCACAACAGCUUCCAGCUGCAGCAGAUGGAGGAGGAGGUGACGUCCCCUACGGCCACCGUCUAUAGGUGCGGCCCCCUGCUCCAGCUCUGCCGCGGCCCCCUCCUCCGGCACACGGGGCUGAUCGCGGCCCUCCGCGUCCUGACGAGCUCGGCAGCGUUUUGGCAAGGGGCCGGGGGUCGCCGGUCGCUGCAGCGCGUCGCCGCCGUCGCCUUCCCCAGUGCCCAGGAUUUGGCCGACUGGCAGCGGGCGCAGGAUGAGGCCGCCCUGCGGGAUCAUCGCCGCAUCGGUCGGGAGCAGGAACUUUUCUUUUUCCACAAGCUCAGCCCCGGCAGCUGCUUCUUCCUGCCGCGCGGCGCCCACAUCUACAACACCCUCGUCGACUUCAUCAGGAGCGAGUACCGGGCGAGGGGUUUCUCCGAGGUGGUGACCCCCAACGUGUUCAGCCCGCGGCUCUGGGAGCUCUCGGGGCACUGGGACCACUACAGCACCCACAUGUUCUCCUUCGCCGUCGGCACCGAGACCUUCUCCCUCAAACCCAUGAACUGCCCGGCGCACUGCCUGAUGUUCGCUCACCGGCCGCGGUCGUGGCGGGAAUUACCGUUACGCUUGGCGGAUUUUGGGGUGUUGCACCGUAACGAACCCCCCGGUACUUUAACGGGGUUGACCCGAGUGCGGCGAUUCCAGCAGGACGACGCUCACAUCUUCUGCGCCAUGGAGCAGCUGGAGGACGAGAUCGACUCCUGCCUGGAUUUUAUCCGGACCGUUUACGCCGUGCUCGGCUUCUCGUUUCGCUUGGCGCUUGCCACUCGCCCCCCGGGAUUUUUAGGGGACCCCGAGACUUGGGACCGCGCUGAGCAGCAUCUGGAGCGGAGUCUCCGAGUUUUCGGGGAGCCCUGGGAGCUGAGUCCGGGCGACGGCGCCUUUUACGGCCCUAAAAUCGAUAUCCGGAUCCGGGAUGCGCUGGGACGGCAGCAUCAAUGCGGCACCAUCCAGCUGGAUUUUCAGAUGCCGGAGAGAUUUGGGUUGGAGUACGCCAGUGCGGCGGGGGGGUCGGUGCGGCCGGUGCUGAUCCACCGAGCGGUGCUGGGCUCCGUGGAACGUAUGGUGGCCGUGCUGACCGAGAGCUGCGGCGGCCGAUGGCCGUUCUGGCUGUCCCCGCUGCAGGCCAUCGUCAUCCCGCAGGCGCCCGAAGUCGAGGACUACGCCCGGGAGGUGCAGGCGGUGCUGCGGGGGGGCGGCGUGGUGGCCGACCUGGACGGGGACACGGGGGCCACCCUGGCCAGGAAGAUUCGCCGGGCACAGCUCGCCCACUACAACUUCCAGCUGGUCGUGGGCCGCCGGGAACGCGCCCGCCGCACCGUCAGCGUCCGCACGCGGGACAACCGGCAGCUGGGGGAGCGCGACCUGCACCGGGUGCUGCAGCGGCUGCGCGAGCUGCGCGACGCCCGCGUCCCCGACGCCGAGGAAUGCUUCUGACACCCCCCCACCCGUGUCCGUGUCCCCCCCCCCCCACUCGUGUCCGUGUCCCCCUGACACCCAUUAAAGUGCUGAGACUGGG